Messenger RNA from Jaculus jaculus (lesser Egyptian jerboa), 808 nucleotides. RefSeq names its product cortexin domain containing 1 (gene Ctxnd1). The coding region runs from base 277 to 456 and encodes 59 amino acids. NCBI's taxonomy places the organism in Eukaryota, Metazoa, Chordata, Mammalia, Rodentia, Dipodidae. The transcript has 4 exons. The record is from RefSeq and is a predicted model, not a curated record.
CCAGGGUCGCGAGCGCACGGGACGCGCCUGCCCAGGAAAACUGCUCUGAAACAAAUGGCUUUAUCUUUAUCCAAACGAGGAACUCCACAGCCAGCAGCACCGCUCUCUGAGAGACUGCACCAUCUCAUGGGCUCCCACGGCGAUGUCCAGGCACUCUCCCUCCCUCCCACAGCAGCUCGAACCAGGGUCCUCCUGAAGUGGUGACCACUCCAGUUGGCAGGGGUGGAAAAUGGUACCAGUCAGACCCCAGCCCGAGGAGUCGGUCACUGCCUCAAGAUGGAGGAGUCCACCCCCGAGCCUGUCUAUGUGGACGUGGACAAGGGACUGACUCUGGCCUGCAUCGUCUUCCUCUGCCUCUUCCUCGUGGUCAUGAUCAUCCGCUGUGCCAAGGUCAUCAUGGACCCUUACAGUGCCAUCCCCACGUCCACGUGGGAGGAGCAGCACCUGGAUGACUGAGGCACUGGGGGGCUGCUGUGCCCCUGGGGAGAAGAGCACUGGGCCAGGACUCAGGCAGCAGGGGCCCAGCCUGGGAUGCCAUCAUGAGACUGCAGGGUGGUUCCCUGCCCAAGUUCCCAUGCAUCUUUGGGAAUGGAACCCACCACAGACGUCACCACCACACAACAGUGGCCGGGAGACUAUUCUUUAAAUGCACAACACAGGGCGGCACCCUGGAGACCAGGCCAACUUCCCCAUGGCCAGCAGUGGAGGGCUCAGGGAGAGUGAAAGGAAGUUCUGGGUGCCUCCCCUGGAAAUCUCAAAAGGCACAUAGCUGCUUCUAAGCAGUGUUUUUCUUUUUUAAAAUAUAAAG